Molecule: messenger RNA, 2443 nt
Organism: Colletes gigas
Lineage: Eukaryota; Metazoa; Arthropoda; Insecta; Hymenoptera; Colletidae
Gene: spag
Product: RNA polymerase II-associated protein 3
Exons: 10
Coding region: 272-2341 (689 amino acids)
Molecular function (GO): protein binding
Source: RefSeq, a predicted model, not a curated record
AUACGUCUGUGGUAUAAUUUUCCAUGAUUCAACGACGGAGUAAACAUUUUGAAGUAUUCGAAUUUCUGUUAAUACAAAUCGAUGUUCGGUAUAUAUAAACGAAGUAAAUAUUUCAUUCAUUUAGGUAAUUGAAUGCUUUGUCAAAGUAUAGUACAAAUAUUAGAAACAUUGUUUUCUCACAAUUUCUACAAGCAAUAACCUAACAAAGAGACAUAACAUAACCUAAUUUAACAAGUGAUAUUGUAAUUUAUCUUAAAAUAAAAUUAUAAAUAUGGAUAAAUCGAUCUUAAUGCAAAAGCAAGUGAAAGAUAAUGCAGAGGAUUUGCAAAAAGAAUUUCUUGACAUAAAAAAUUGGGAAGAACAAAUGAAAAGCAAAGAUGAGGAGCUAAGGAAUCAAAGAAGCGAACAGACUUCUUUACCUCCGAUUAGAAGCAAAAAUAAGAGUAAAACAAAAUUUACUCCUACAAAACAAAAUGGAUCUGAUAUUAAACCGAAAAGAAUUAAAUCAUACGAUUACUCCGCUUGGGAUAAAUUUGACAUAGAUGAAGCAUGUAAAGAAGUAAAUAAAACAGAGCAAUCAGAUAGUUCUGAGGAUGAAGUUAUGUCUAAAGAAGAAUUAGAAAAGGCACACAGAGUGGGAACAAAAUAUAAAAAUCAAGGCAAUAUUUUUGUACAGCAACAAAAAUGGGCAGAAGCGAUUAAAAGUUAUAAUCAAGCUAUAAAAGCUUUUCCGUACGAUGCUAUAUUUUAUGCAAAUCGUGCGCUCUGCCAAUUAAAAUUAGAUAACUGUUGUUCCGCAGAAUCAGAUUGUUCUGCAGCAAUACAAUUGGAUGCAACUUAUGUGAAAGCUUAUCAUAGAAGAGCAACAGCUAGAAUAAACUUAAAACAAUACAAGGAAGCUAAGCAAGACUUAGAAAAUGUCUUAAAAUUGGAACCUUCUAAUAAAGAGGCAAAGGUAUUACUUGCUGAAAUCGAAAAGAAGAUGAAAGUCUUAGAUUCGAUUAUCACAUUAAAAGAGGAUGCAAAGAAAUUAUCUGAAGAUACACCAAUUGAAAAACUGAUUGGUGAAAAAAUGUGGUCCAGUACUAAAACAGAUAUUAAAGAUGUUAAAGAAAGUAAAGAGGUGGGGAAAGAUAUUAGUAUGAAGAUGGAAAGAGAUGAAAAAGAUAAAGGUAGUAAGAAUCUGAAACAUGUUAAAGAAGAAAAUGUCUUAAAAUUGGAACCUUCUAAUAAAGAGGCAAAGGUAUUACUUGCUGAAAUCGAAAAGAAGAUGAAAGUCUUAGAUUCGAUUAUCACAUUAAAAGAGGAUGCAAAGAAAUUAUCUGAAGAUACACCAAUUGAAAAACUGAUUGGUGAAAAAAUGUGGUCCAGUACUAAAACAGAUAUUAAAGAUGUUAAAGAAAGUAAAGAGGUGGGGAAAGAUAUUAGUAUGAAGAUGGAAAGAGAUGAAAAAGAUAAAGGUAGUAAGAAUCUGAAACAUGUUAAAGAAGAUAUAGUACCUGGCAUACAAAAUAUUGCUACAGCAUAUAAUAAAAGAGAUCCACGUAUUCCUACUUGGUUACCAGAGAAAGAUGAUGUUGUUGUAAUAGAACCUAUUGAAAAGCCGCCUCACUUACGUUCGAAGAAGUUGCUAACAAGAAUACCCGUUGAAGAAGUAGAAUUUAUUAAUAUUCAGCAUGACCAAAAGAAUGACGGAACUACAUCUAAUGAACAUGAAUCUGUACAGUUAAAGGAAAAUUUUGGAGAUUGUCCAAAUAUUCCAAUUUCUUUACCAGAGAAAGACGAUGUUGUAACAGAAUCAAUUGAUAAGUCUUCUCACUUAAACUUGAAGGAGUUGGAAACGGGAGUAGUAGUUGAAGAAACAGUAUUUAAUAAAUAUGAACAUGCAGAGUUAAAGGAAAUUAGUGCAGAUGAGAAAUCUAAAAAUGAAAGUUCUAUUAAGGAUUCUAAAUCUGUAGAAAAUACUAACAAUAUACCACCAGUUCCUAAAACAGCCGUACAAUUUGUAACGAAUUGGAAAGCAAAUAAAUCGUCAGAAUUUAGGUAUAAAUAUUUAAAGCAAUUGCCCAAGAAUAGUUUGUCCAAAAUAUUUCAAGACUCUAUGGAAUCUGAUAUCUUUAACGACAUAUUGAAAGUUUUAUGGCUAGAAUUUAUAAAAAGAAAGGAGUCUAUAUUUUCAUAUUUAAAAGAUCUUAGCGAAGUUAAACGAUUUAGAGCUCUCAUUAUGUUCAUUAGCAACAACGAAAAACAAUGUUUAAGGGUGCUUUUUGAACAUUGCAAAACGAUCGAGAAUAUAUCACAAGAAGAACUUACAGCUUUGCAAGAGAAAUAUGAAAUUUGACAAGAAAUGGAUAUUAUGCAUUCAAGACCAUAAAAAAUAUUUCUAAGUUGUAAAAAAGGUUGUUUAAGUUAUGUGUUUUGUACGUAUAUUUUUAUUUAGCUA